AUGGUCUUGCACUUGGCACCACAGAUUAUUAAUAUCAUAGGAAAAGAGGUUAGCAUUACUAAGGCAAAUGAAGAUCUGGAAUAUGGAAGUGUUCCUGAUAGUGAAGAAGAGCUUCUUCAGUUUGUAAACAAUGAAACGAAGUGUGUUGAUAUAUGUCCACAUGAGCCUAUUGGCAUGGUUCCUAGUGUCCUUAGAAAGCUUAGCAAAAAGUCAUUCAUACCACGGGUGGUGUCUGUAGGACCUAUACAUAGAGAUAAUAAAAAUCUACAUGAAUUUGAAAGGAAGAAAGCUUCUUAUCUGCGUGAUCUAUUGUCUCGCUCCUGUAUCCAGAGACCAGAAGACCAACUAAAAGAAUGUCGGGAAAAGGUGAAAGCUAAACUUGAAAUUAUCAGGUCAUCUUAUGAUGACGUGAUAAUGGAGAAGUAUAAAGACAAAGAUGAUCAGCUAGCCAACAUGAUGGUUCUCGAUGGUAGCUUUAUACUUGAAUUCUGCUUAAAGCGGGAUAAUAAAGAAGAAACCUUGUUAAGCAAAAUACAAAUCACUUGGAUUGCCAUUGACCUAAUGUUGCUUGAAAACCAAAUACCUUUCAUUGUUCUUCAAAUUAUCUUCAAUUACACCAUUAAUAACAAACCCCAUCCAAAAAAUUACCUUACUUGCCUUCUCCGUAGAAUUCUAGGAACGUACGUUCAUCCCUUUUCUAUUCCUGAUAAAGAAGUCACUGAUGGUAUAUGGUUUUCUAAAUGCUUUCCUAAAUGGUUUUCAAAAAUGGUCGGUUCGAACAAAAAAAAACCCAAUGAUGAUCCAAUAGAUAAACUAUUCCCGGAUAAUUCAAAAGAUUCAGAACAUGCCCAUGUUCUUGCCUGUUUACACAAAAUUUACAAAGUUAAGCCAUCAAAAAUGGAUGGUCAGCCAUCACAAAUGGAUAGAGAUGUUCAGGCCUCAUUGAAUUACAAUCACUCUGUUGUGGAACUGGACAGGUCUGGGGUGAACUUUACGCCGCAAAAACAGAAAGAGGAGUCAAUAUCAAUGAAUAUUAAAAAAUCACGUUCAUGCUUUCAUUUGUCGCCUUGGACCAGGCUUACACUUUUUAUGCCAACACUUGUGAUCCAAGAGUUUACUGAGGCAGUAUUGAGGAACUUUAUUGCAUAUGAGCAAUUUUCCCCUGAAGUGGACUACUACUUUACAUCAUAUGCAUCUGUCAUGGAUAUGCUUAUUGAUAGCAAAGCGGAUGUUGGUAAGUUGGUUGAGUCAAAAGUCAUUGUCAACAAUCUUGGUUCAAACAAAGAUGUGGCAAGAGUCAUCAACGGCAUAUGCGUAAACAUAGAGAUUGAACGUUUCUGUCACUCUGAAGUGAUACAAAAAUUGGAUAAGUACUACGAAUCAUACUGGCCCAAACAUUUUGCAUAUUUGAAACGUACGUAUUUCGGGAAUCCAUGGACUGUGAUUGCUUUCUUUGCGGGAUUCAUCGUGUUUGGCCUAACCGUUCUUCAGGCCGUCUUGAGGAUCAUGGACAGAUGA
Erigeron canadensis is the source of this 1518-nucleotide messenger RNA. RefSeq names its product putative UPF0481 protein At3g02645. The record is from RefSeq and is a predicted model, not a curated record. Lineage: Eukaryota; Viridiplantae; Streptophyta; Magnoliopsida; Asterales; Asteraceae. The transcript is spliced from 2 exons. Bases 1 to 1518 code for a protein of 505 amino acids.